Molecule: messenger RNA, 493 nt
Organism: Cetraspora pellucida
Lineage: Eukaryota; Fungi; Glomeromycota; Glomeromycetes; Diversisporales; Gigasporaceae
Source: the annotation of a GenBank genome assembly
AUGUCUGGCCGUGGUAAAGGUGGCAAAGGUCUCGGAAAAGGCGGCGCAAAACGUCAUCGCAAAAUUCUUCGUGACAACAUUCAAGGAAUUACCAAACCUGCUAUUCGCCGUCUCGCACGCCGUGGAGGUGUAAAACGUAUUUCCGGCCUUAUUUACGAGGAAACACGAGGUGUACUUAAAGUUUUUCUCGAAAACGUUAUCAGAGAUGCCGUCACGUAUACGGAACAUGCAAAACGCAAGACAGUAACUUCUCUCGAUUCUACAACGUGUGAAGUUGAUCCGGAAGUUUUGCAAAAACUUCAAAAGUUUAGAUUUGGGAAAAGGUCUCAAAAAGGGACUUCGGCUUUUGUUUUAAAGAUUGAUGUGGAGAAGUUGUUAGUCGUCGAAGAUGUGCUAUACGAUGAUACAUCUUUAGAAGAUCUUGUUGAAGAGCUUCCUGAGAAUUCACCAAGAUAUAUUGUUUUAAGUUAUGAGCUUUCUCAUCGAGAUGGUC